Aethalodelphis obliquidens (Pacific white-sided dolphin) is the source of this 1338-nucleotide messenger RNA. It is a transcript of the gene PPA2, whose product is annotated as inorganic pyrophosphatase 2. The record is from RefSeq and is a predicted model, not a curated record. Lineage: Eukaryota; Metazoa; Chordata; Mammalia; Artiodactyla; Delphinidae. The transcript is spliced from 13 exons. Gene Ontology annotation, biological process: phosphate-containing compound metabolic process. Gene Ontology annotation, cellular component: cytoplasm. Gene Ontology annotation, molecular function: magnesium ion binding; inorganic diphosphate phosphatase activity. The coding region runs from base 177 to 1151 and encodes 324 amino acids.
GCCCGCCUGCCGCGGGGAGCGAGCGCAGGGCCCGGGCCGCGCCGCGCCAUGGCUUUUUACCGCACAGAGGAGCGCGGCCAGCCCCACUCUCCCGGUUACCGCCUCUUUUUCAGGCAGGGACUCUGAUGAAGGGCUUCCCAGCAGCGUGAAUUUAUACUCACGAGUUUGCACCUUGAAUGCGAUCCACGAUCAAGAGCCUCGCUGGUUGCAAAGUAGCUCAUUCAACUCCGCAAAUUGAGCAAACCCAGAGGGCGAAGCGACUUGGGGCACUGACCUGGCCGACUAAGAUGGGAAAACACCCAGAGAAUGUAGCUGGUCACUACAUUUCCCCCUUUCAUGAUAUUCCUCUGAAGGCGGACUCUGAAGAGGAAAAUGGCAUUCCUACAAAGAGAGCACGAAAUGAUGAAUAUGAGAAUUUGUUUAAUAUGGUUGUAGAAGUACCUCGGUGGACAAAUGCUAAAAUGGAGAUUGCCACGGAGGAGCCAUUGAAUCCCAUUAAGCAAGAUGUAAAGGAUGGCAAGCUUCGCUACGUGGCAAAUAUCUUUCCUCACAAGGGUUAUAUAUGGAAUUACGGUGCCCUCCCUCAGACUUGGGAAGAUCCCCAUCGAAAAGAUAAGAGCACAGACUGCUGUGGAGAUAAUGAUCCUAUUGAUGUUUGUGAAAUAGGCUCAAAGGUUCUUUCUCGUGGAGAUGUUGUUCACGUGAAGAUCCUUGGAAUUUUGGCUCUUAUUGAUCAGGGUGAAACAGAUUGGAAAUUAAUUGCUAUCAAUGUGAAUGAUCCUGAAGCCUCGAAGUUUCAUGAUAUUGAAGAUGUUAAGAAGUACAAACCUGGUUACUUAGAAGCUACGCUUAAUUGGUUCAGAUUUUAUAAGAUACCAGAGGGAAAACCAGAAAACCAGUUUGCUUUUAAUGGAGAAUUCAAGAACAAGGCUUUUGCUCUUGAAGUUAUUAAAUCUACUCAUGAAUGUUGGAAAGCAUUGCUUAUGGAGAAGUGUGCUGGAGGGGCUAUAAAUUGCACAAAUGUGCAGGUAUGUGAUAGCCCUUUCCAUUGCUCUCAAGAGGAAGCAAGAUCAUUAGUUGAAUCGGUGUCAUUUUCACUGAAUAAAGGAAGUAAUGAAGAAGAUCAAGUAUGGCACUUCCUUGGCAAGUGAUGAGAACAUUUGAAGUUCUGCCAUCAGGAUUCCAGUCUCUAAAAACUCCAAGACUCCAUCUCCCCCAAGUGCUAGAAACAAGCAGAUCUAUGAGAAUUUGCUAACUUCCUUUUGAAACUUCUUUUUUUUUUUUUCAAACUUUUUGAGAUAUGCAAAGUGUAAAUAAACAUUGAAAUUUUUGAAUUAG